This is a messenger RNA of Limanda limanda (common dab), 1471 nucleotides long. RefSeq names its product cytochrome b-c1 complex subunit Rieske, mitochondrial (gene uqcrfs1). NCBI's taxonomy places the organism in Eukaryota, Metazoa, Chordata, Actinopteri, Pleuronectiformes, Pleuronectidae. Gene Ontology annotation, cellular component: membrane. The record is from RefSeq and is a predicted model, not a curated record. The transcript is spliced from 2 exons. Gene Ontology annotation, biological process: mitochondrial electron transport, ubiquinol to cytochrome c. The coding region runs from base 52 to 873 and encodes 273 amino acids. Gene Ontology annotation, molecular function: 2 iron, 2 sulfur cluster binding; quinol-cytochrome-c reductase activity.
CUUCCGGUCAGACACACAAGGUCGUCACAGCAGCAACAUCUACGCGCUAACAUGAUGUCCCUAGCUGCCCGGUCAGGGCCCUUUUCUCCUUAUAUGCAGGCCACUGCUUUUGCUGUCGCUGGUCCUUUAAAAGCCCUGGUCCCUGGGAUUGUUUUGAAGGGAGAGAAAAUCUUGUUUAACCCGAAGAAAAAGUUCCUGUGCCGCGAGACGCUGAACGGUCAAAGCCCAAAGACGGGCCCUGCGGUGAUGGUUAGCAUCAACGGCUGUGCAGGAGUCAGGUUUGCCCACACAGACGUAAGGAUACCUGAUUUCUCAGACUACAGGCGUCCAGAGGUGAUUGACCCCAACAGGUCAUCCCAGGAGAGUGGUGAAUCUAGAAGAGUAUUCUCCUACCUGGUUACUGGGGCCUCAACAGUGGUGGGUGUCUAUGCCGCCAAGACAGUGGUGACUCAGUUUGUUUCUUCAAUGAGUGCCUCGGCUGAUGUCCUGGCCCUAUCCAAGAUCGAAAUCAAGUUGAGCGAUAUCCCAGAAGGCAAGAACAUGACCUUCAAGUGGAGAGGCAAGCCGCUAUUCGUCCGUCACCGCACCGAGAAGGAGGUCGCCACAGAAGCUGCUGUGAACAUUGCAGAGCUUCGAGACCCUCAGUACGACAAGGACCGGGUCAUCAACCCCAGCUGGAUUAUCGUCCUCGGGGUGUGCACACAUUUGGGCUGCGUGCCAAUUGCCAAUGCCGGAGAGUACGGAGGUUACUACUGCCCCUGUCACGGCUCGCACUACGAUGCUUCAGGCCGAAUCAGAAAGGGUCCUGCACCCCUCAACCUAGAAGUCCCCUACUAUGAGUUCCCAGAUGAAGACACGGUGGUGGUGGGAUAGACGAGUGCGUCAGACUGAAAUCACAUAGUACAACAGUUUUUGCUCUGGCUGUAACACAGCUUAUAUUAAUCUGAUAAAGGAAAUGUUGAGGUGUAUUUGUACUCUGUUUGUCUUACUGCUUUUGCUAGCAAAAUAAACUGUUGACAGCAGCUUCCUAGAGGAAAUAACACUGAUGACUCAAAAACCUUAUGACCGACAUGGGCUCUCUGACCAGUCUUCAGCUUGUAGUGAAACAUUUCUCCCAUGCCCAGCAGUUUGUGAUCGGGAGCACUCCAGCUGUCUCAUUGCUUCUGAGAAUUUACCACCAAUUAAUUUGCCCAUCUCUCCUGCAUCAAACACACAGACUAGGAGAACUAUUAACCUGACAUACAUCAUAUUCAAGAUGUUGACUUGUGGUAUUGUUAUCAGAUAAUCUAUACCACCUGUUAACAGUCUUAAUGUUGUAGCUCAUCAGUGUAUAACUGUGUCCCAAUUUUUCCAAAGAUGACAGUCUAUUUCUGUUGACAGUCCUGAUAUAUUUAAUGUCAUGCAACAGCUUCACAUAAUGAAAGGAGCAAUCGGGUAUUCAGGUGCUAUGGCAAUAAAAAUUUAAAUUUUA